Aedes albopictus (Asian tiger mosquito) is the source of this 2991-nucleotide messenger RNA. RefSeq names its product mediator of RNA polymerase II transcription subunit 16 (gene MED16). Lineage: Eukaryota; Metazoa; Arthropoda; Insecta; Diptera; Culicidae. The transcript has 7 exons. Bases 193 to 2655 code for a protein of 820 amino acids. Gene Ontology annotation, biological process: positive regulation of DNA-templated transcription. Gene Ontology annotation, cellular component: mediator complex. Gene Ontology annotation, molecular function: protein binding. The record is from RefSeq and is a predicted model, not a curated record.
GACAGAUUGUUUGCCUGCGAGAAUCGCGUCAGCAGCAGCAGCAGCAAUCGGCGUUUGUUUCCAAAUUUUCUUUUGGAUUUUUAAUGUAAAAACUGCAGUAAAAGUGGUGUUUUUGUAAAAUUUUGACUACAACGGUGAUUUACUUGGACAAAUUGGGAAACCUGCUAGGUUUUUGGAGUGCUCGAUUUGGAAAUGGAUCUUCUGUACACCACUCUGCGGAAGGGGAACGCCAACACCUUUAGCUUUACGGAAACGCAACAAAAUUUCGAAUUCCUUUGCAACACCUCGUCGUGCAAUGUGCUUGCCUUCACCACGACCAACGAGCUGACGGAACCGUCCCCCAUUCAGGGCUGGGGCUUUCACAUCUAUGUGGUGGAUUUGAAUGCUCCGUGGUUCCCGUACCGAGUCACCUCCAACAAGUAUCCCAUUUCGGUUCUGCAGUGGGACGUCCUCGGGCGGUACCUGCUGGUGGGGGACCGCAAUGGACAUGUGCAGAUAUUCGUCCAGAAGGACAAUCUGCUGUCGGAGUGGAAAGCGCUGUACAGCGUAAAGUUCCCUGGGGAAAACAUAAUCGCAGCGGCAUUCUUCCACAAUGGGCGGAAGUUGAACUUGCAAACGGACAAAAAGGAUCAGUAUUUGUAUCUGGAGAAGUUCCAGAAGGUUAAGUUCGCGGCCAGUGUGCGACAGUUUGGCGGUGUUCCCGUGGAAGGUGUGCUGAUCGUUUCGGCUACGGGUAUGCUCGGUGCGUUUGUCAUUCCGCCGGAGUCCAACGCAAACAUACAGAAGAUGUUGGAACCGGUCAAGCUAGAUCCGGUGACGGAGAGUUUGGCCGUUACGAGGAAUUACUACACCACAGCUGCUAUUAGCUAUGGAAAGAAUGGCUUUUUCCGGGUAGCAGUAGGCAAUGGGGACUCCAAGUCCGCCAACUCUAGUAUGAUCCAAUGCUUCCGUGUGGCAAUUAAACAGCGUGAGGAAUCCUUGGAAAUCAGCAGCACGGCACUACCCAGUUUUUUCCUGGCAGAGGGAAUGGGUAAAGAUUUGAAAGAUCUCCGCGUGGCUCACGUCCAGUGGGUGUUCAGCGAGGAUGCCGAUUCGUUGAUUGUGGCCUCGAACCACACCGGCGGUGGCUGUUUCAUUGAGCAGUGGGAGUUGACCGAGGAGUCUACGCCGAUUCAUAAGCUGUUCCAGAGCAGCAAGAACGAACCCUUCAAAACGUUGCUUUGGGUCAGCAAAAGCCAAUAUAUGUACAACUCCAAGGUGAUCAAAAUCUGCACCACCAAGUUGAAUUUCCUGAGUAGCUCGUUUAUUUACCUGGCAAUGAACGAUAACAGCAUUCACUGCUUGCAGAGGGACUCUUUGAAAAGACUGACUUGCACUAACAUCGUGUCAAUCCGUGAUCCAAACGACCACUCUAGCAAGCAGAUUAGACUGGGAAUUAAAGUCGGGGCAAUCGAUGUCACCCACCUGGGUCACCUCUUCGUAACUUUGGACACCUUUGGGCAGCUUUACGUCUAUCGGUGCAACUUCAUGUGUCAAGAUCAACUAGGAACACCGGCACUCAUCGUUCAAACCGUGAAUCUUCUAGAGUACUGCCUUGUCACCGGACUGGACUCGCUCGACAUACUUCUGACACUGAAGACACAGAUUCUGGAAAAUGUUCUCGAGAGACUCACGGAAAACUUCCACCGACAGCCACCCAACGUACAACAGUAUUAUUACGUUAACUUCCUCACCAUGAAGAUCGCUCUGUAUCGACUAUCUAUCUCUGGACAACAGAAAGCUCACGAUUUGUCCAAUUUGCUGAUCCUACAUUCAAUACUGAUUGCCUUUAAGAGUCUGUUGCGGCCCUCGGAUCUGACCUCCCAUGAUAAAGGUCCCGCGGAGAACCUAGCCAUGGUCCUCUCAGAAUCCGUUCCAGACGUGGACAAAGUGCUGCUGAACGUCGAGGCAAAGGAGUUUACCAUGGAGCGUCCCACGCUUCAAAGCUUGCAACAACUGAUCCAAUGGGUGGCCGACUUGGCGCUGAACAUUCUGGCAAAACUGCCGGAGAGUCGGUCCUUCAUGUCCAAUAAAUCUCAAGGGUACGACAUCAGCAAGGACAGCAUCGCACUCAACAGUAUCCGCGAACUCCUCGUAAUGAUACGUAUCUGGGGUCUGUUGAAUCCACAGUGUCUGCCGGUAUUCUCACGAUCAGCGGAUAAUUUGGACAUCCUGGGAACCCUGUUCCGCUUACUGACGAAGCUAUCACUAAAUCCUAACGAACCGGACGACCUUCUGCUAGACGAAUGCUGUCUACUACCGAAUCAGGUUCUCAUUCCUCAACUGCAGUAUGUUCCAUCGCGAACUAUGAUCGCGUCCCCGCUGCUACCUCACGUUAGCCUUCCCGUUAUGUGCGACUACGGUGUGGAGAACGAAUCGCUCAAGUUCUGCCCGGAGGUACCGAUCGUCGAGGGAGGCCUCUCGAACGAUAAUGUGAUCGAUUCGGUGAUGUACCUGCAGUUGGGCCGGCGGCCACCCUCGUUGCGACGGUGCACCCGGUGCGGAUCGUGCAGCAGUGUAAUCAGCGUGGCCAAGACGGCCGCCAUGAAAGCCUGGGAGCAACGGUGGAUCGACAAGUGCCGAUGCAACGGCUUCUGGCGACUCGAAGUUGCUUAGACUAGAUGUCGUCCCCCUCCGAAGCAAAGCCAAGGAUCAUGAAGGUGAGAUUCCACUAGCGUGAUGAAUAAGGGACUCUUCGCCUUGUCCCGUACGAUUUGACUCCAGGUGUAUUGCAGUAACUCUCGGUUUAUUACGGAUUCUCAAUCACAUCGAUCUGACCGACGAUGGACAGCGUGCGGUCGGCACAUUAUUGAUGACCUUUCACAAUACAUAUGUUUUAUGUUUUUUUUUAAGUUAUAUGGAAUACAUAUUGAAUUGUGUUCACGUUUUUUUACGUAGCUUCGUAAUAUAGAAUAUAAUUAUUUAAUAAAAGUUUAUCAUAUUUUAUGUGUA